Messenger RNA from Schistocerca serialis cubense, 1604 nucleotides. Its product is annotated as protein glass-like. The annotation marks the transcript as partial. The record is from RefSeq and is a predicted model, not a curated record. Lineage: Eukaryota; Metazoa; Arthropoda; Insecta; Orthoptera; Acrididae. Gene Ontology annotation, cellular component: nucleus. The transcript has 8 exons.
GGACAGUCGACAAUGGUUCUUUGCACUACACGUCCGCGCGCCGGCCACUGUGGGAUGACUGAGGCGACACCGGCCAUCGGCUUCACACGUUGACACAGAGGGCCGGCGCGAUGGACGGCUGCUACGUGCCCAACAACCCGCAGUUCGGCCUGUCGGAGGCGGCGGCCUGGGGGCUCGACGACAUGGGCUCCUUCUCGCUGCCCGCGCUCGACCUCGACCCGCUGCCCAGUCUGCUGCCGUUCAGCCCCGCCGCCUACAAGACGGAGAAGCAGCCGCAUGACAUGGCGGACGUGCUGCUGUCGCUGAAGCACGCCGUUGUGCACCCGGGACAGGUGGGCGGCGGCCCGCUGUCGCCGGGGCUGCCCGCCGAGACAGUAACGAGAGGCGCGCGCCGUGUGCUCUGUCCUCAGGAAGCGUUUGACAGGUGCUGCCUGUUUUCACCGUCCGAUGCAAGCUUUUCCUGCCGCCAGAUGCUGUCGCCCGGCGGCGGCUACGGCGGCUCUCAGUUCUGCGAGCAGAACGGCUUCUGCCAGGCCACGCCGGCGCCGCAGCAGCACAAUAUGUUCCCCAGCAUGAGCGUCAACGUCUCCAUGAACAUGACCAUGCACGGCUACCCGCCGCCCGACAACAUGGGCUGUUCACAGAUGCAGUGGGCGCCCGGGCCGACGGCGUCGCCGGUGUACCCGAUGCAGACCGCGCAGGCGCAGGCGCUGCUGAGUCCGCAGGGCUACGGCGGCGGCGCCACCUACUCCUUCACGGCCGACUUCCGACCGCCGGCCCAGCAGCAGCAGCCGCAGGUCCCCGCUGCCGCACCCACCCAGCCCACGCACCAGGUUCGGUCCCCUCAAUGGUUAUUCAUACACCCUUGCGAGAAGCCGUACAUCGACGGUCUACUGAUGCGUCGUCAGCAUGCAGGGUUUCUGCCGCUGCUGUUGAAGGCGAUCGCUAGUCUUUUCGAGGAUGUGCUGGUGGUGGGAGCGGCGCCGACGCUGCCGGUGCUGACGGCCGACAUGGCGUCGCCGGCGUCGCGGGCGUCGGUGGGCGUGGCCCCGCGCGCCUCCCCUCGCCGCUUCCCGCCCCCGCCGGGCAAGAUGGCCGCCACCAUGACGCUGUCCGCCUCUGUAUCCCCUCCGCCGCCUCCGCCGACCCACGUUCUUGAUGAGUCGCAGCGGCCGAACCUGUGCCGCAUCUGCGGCAAGACGUACGCGCGGCCGAGCACGCUGAAGACGCACCUGCGCACGCACUCCGGGGAGAAGCCGUACCGCUGCGGCGACUGCCACAAGUCGUUCAGCCAGGCGGCCAACCUGACGGCGCACGUGCGCACGCACUCGGGCGAGAAGCCGUUCCGCUGCGCCAUCUGCGACCGCCGCUUCUCGCAGUCGUCGUCCGUCACCACGCACAUGCGCACGCACUCUGGCGAGCGGCCGUACCGCUGCCGCCUCUGCCGCAAGGCCUUCUCCGACUCGAGCACGCUCACCAAGCACCUGCGGAUACACUCCGGCGAGAAGCCUUACCAGUGCAAGCUGUGCCUGCUGCGCUUCUCGCAGUCCGGCAACCUCAACCGCCACAUGAGGGUCCACGGCGGGGGCGGCGGCGGCGGGGGC